Naegleria gruberi is the source of this 2237-nucleotide messenger RNA. RefSeq names its product ubiquitin-conjugating enzyme family protein. NCBI's taxonomy places the organism in Eukaryota, Heterolobosea, Eutetramitea, Acrasida, Naegleriidae. The coding region runs from base 14 to 2218 and encodes 734 amino acids. Gene Ontology annotation, molecular function: protein binding. The record is from RefSeq and is a predicted model, not a curated record. The transcript has a single exon.
AAAACAAAUACAAAUGAAUAGCAGCAGCUCGAAGGCUCUCCCUUCUUCUGCUCUCAAAAGAAUAACGAGAGACUUGAAGGAAAUUCAAUCGAAUCCAUUAGAAACUGUCUAUGCUGAGCCAUUUCAAGGAGACAUGUUUCAUUGGUAUGCAACUGUGUUAGCUCCAAAGACAUCCAAGUAUCAUGGAAUUAUUGUUGUAUUGGAUAUCAAGUUUCCAAAGGAUUAUCCUAAUGAACCUCCACAAAUUGCUUGCCUUACUCAAUUGCAUCACUCUCACGUUUUUGGUGGGUGGAUCUGCUUGGACAUGUUGAAAGCUCACUAUUUUGACGAUAUUCCAUACAUGGGUUGGAGUACAAGUUACUCUUGUUUGUCAAUCUUGUUGCAAUUACAAUCAUUCUUAUUGGAAGAAGAGGAUAGACAGGAAAGAUAUAUACAGAGUGAUAUUGACGCUUCCAGGAAAUAUGUUAAUUCCACAACUGGACACAAUCCAACAAAGGGAACCAUAUAUCCAUGUGCUCCUUAUUGGAAUGUUUCAGAAAUUCUUGCUUCAAAGUAUGUUCCACAACCUGUUAAAGCUGUCGUUCUAAAGAAAGACAAACCUGUGGUCAAGCCAGUUCCAAAGAAAGAAACUCCAAAGACGGUUGAACCAAAAGUUGAAACUAAACCUGUAGAACCUAAAACAAUAGCUGAAACUAAACCAGUAGAAACCAAACCAGAACCUAAAGCAGUUCCAGUCAACACAAAUGCCUGGGAUAUUCCUUUUCAAUAUGUUGAUCCAACUAAGGUUGUUGCCAAGAAGGAAGAACAACCAAAACCAUCUCAAGAUGAAGCCAAGGAUCCAAACUACAUUGGAAAGAACAAGAAAAAGAAACUGAACAGAUUGAAGAAAGUUCAAGAAAAGAUGGAAAAGAAAAAGUCUGCAGUUGAAUCAUCAACCAUUAUUGAAACAGCUUCUCCUGCGCAACCUUCCAAAAACCUAAUUGCUGUAAGCAUGUUGAAGAAAACUCCUGAACCAAAGAAGCAUCUCAAAGACUUACCUAACGAAUUGAUUUUACACACUCUCAGCUAUCUUAAUAUUAUUGAAUUGAAGAGAGUUGAACAGUCUAGCAAAUAUCUCUAUGAUUUGUGUGAACACAAAUUCUUGUCUACAGCCAGAGAAUUAGUGUGUUUCCACUCUAAGGAAACAUUUAAUGAGGAUACACUUGGUGUUGGUCUAUCUUUCGAAACUAAGAAAGAUGGCACAAUUGCCUCAAUUUCAACUCCUCUGGAUCUUCUCUCUCACACUUCCUUCUAUAAGGAGAAUGUCAGAAAGAGUGUCUGGGGAAGAUGUUUCUCUCACUGGAUCCCAGUAUUUAUCAACAGAAAGCAUGGUAACUUUGAGAUUUUGAAACAGUCAGUGAUGAAAAUUCAAAUUGCUUAUCCUUCAAUUUCAAGCUCUGAAUCCUUAGAUAAUGCAACAAUUUAUAUUGAAUUGAUGUGCAAGUUGAUGAAUACUAUGGUUGUUGAAAUUAUGAAAGGUAAUACUCAUGCCUCAAUCAAAGCUCUCUACGGUUACAUGUACUUCCAUCGUUGGUUAAUUUACUUGAUUGAAAAAUUCCCACAAGCUUUGGAUCGUUUAAAGUAUCAAGUCAAUCAAUUCAAGAACUCUGAAAGCGCUAGAUUAAAGAGCUCCUGUCCAAAUCUUGGAGAAUUCCUUCCAAAGCUUUCAGUUCUGGGUCCAAGUAAAUUAACAUGGAACUCAAUUAAGACCUCUGUUGUUGAAGAAACCUCAAUUAGAAAUGCAUUGUGGGUUAUCAAGAUGCAUCCUGGAUUGGCUAGAUUCAACGAAAUGGACUCUGAAAGAUGUAUCAAAUCAUGGGAAGCAAACCAAGUUUCCUGCAAAUUGAUCAUGUUCCACGUCUUCUUUUUGAGAAACAUUGUUGAAGAAUAUAGUGAUCUCUCCUUGGAAGAAUUUGGAAGAUUGUACGAUACAAACUUUGGCUGUCCUCCAAAGACAAAGAGUGGUGAAUUGUUGGAAGAUGUGUUACAACGUGAAGUUUUCAAGAUUCAAAAUGUUUCAUCUUUCAAACAAUACUUUGACUAUGUCGGAAUAGGUACAUUAUAUGAUAAUUCAUCUAUUGCAAAGUAUUUGAGAGAUUGUGUGAAUACCAGUGCAAGAAGAGGUUAUCACUCAAGCUAUGGUGGUGGCAAUAAUAACAGUUACUAUAAAAGAAGAUAAAUAAAUCUUAAUAAAUGUA